Pocillopora damicornis (cauliflower coral) is the source of this 3972-nucleotide messenger RNA. RefSeq names its product sperm-tail PG-rich repeat-containing protein 2. The record is from RefSeq and is a predicted model, not a curated record. Lineage: Eukaryota; Metazoa; Cnidaria; Anthozoa; Scleractinia; Pocilloporidae.
ACGACCCGCCAUGUAUGUCCGAAACUGACCGAAAUAGGCAGCGAACAGAUUGUGGUAGUAACAGCAAUAUUUUGCCUCCUGAAAAUGUACGAUCGAGCCCCAAGGUCACUUACGAAACCAACAGACAGUACAGGUCAGAAUGUUGGGCCAGGAUCGUAUGAAGCCGCGGAACAUGGACGCACAAAACACGAUGGAUACGCACCAUUCUUAUCCAUGACGGCACGUGAAACAUUUCUUGAUGUUGGUGACAAUGUCGUGGCUGCACCAGGACCUGGCCAGUAUGAUCCUGGUAUAAUGGGAGAGAGAGUGAGGGGAGGACACACGCUGGCCAACAGAGCUUCUAGAUUCAGUGAUAAACAAUCUCAUACUCCUGGGCCAGGAGCUUAUAACUUACAAAAAAGAAGUGAUUGGUUGAGAGAGAAUCAGCCUCAAAAGGCACUACCUCCUGAUAUACAAGUUCAAGAAGGAAUGAAAGAUGGAUCUCUAUACAAGACAAGUCGCAUAACAUUUCAGAGGAAGGCUGACCCACCCUCCAUUCCAUCACCUGGCAAAGCAUAUGGAUAUGAAGAAGGAGCAGAUGGAACUCUACGGCCACAGGAUGUGCCGACUCGCGACAGCACCAUGGGACCUGCUUAUUAUAGUGUUAAUCACAGGGAAACUGCCACUGUUCAAAGAUACAAGGGAGUUCAUUUUGGGAACAGAACAUCAAAGAGAAUGCAAUUUAAAGGAACUGGAGGACCAGGCCCUGGACAGUAUGAUCCAUUUAGGGACCCUGGAAUUAGAGCACCGAUUGAUUUGGUGAUAGAGGAAAGCAGAAAGCAACCUUUUGAAUCAAAGUUACCCCGAUAUCAUGAAUCUAUAGUGGUUGUGGAAGAAAAGAAGGCUGUUCCAGGUCCAGGGAAAUAUGAAAUUAGAAGCCAGUUCUCAGCUAAACCACCACCUGUCAAUCAGGAUGAACCAAUCAUUCAUCCUCCAUUUGGCACUCAGUCCAGGCGCUUUGGAGACAGUAAAAAGGACACACCUGCUCCUGGCACAUACAAUGAUCCACGCAAUUCCCUAGAAAUACUUAAAAGGACUACGGGACUGAAGCGAAGUCCUUUUGGUCAAACAUCCGUGCGAUUUCAUGGGGAACAUCAUGUGAAAAGGACCCCUGGACCAGGGUCAUACAGCAUUCCAGACAUGACAUCAGAGUUAAUAAGAAAGGCCCAUGUUGAGAGUUCCAGGAAAGGUGCAUUUGGCUCAACAGCCGCACGAAUAGCACCGAUGAUGAGAAGGAAGGAGGAACAGAUGCCAGGUCCUGCCCAUUACCUAACCAAAGACAAAGCUAAAAGUAAAGAUGAUCCACCCUCAUCCACCUUCGUAUCUUCCACUGGUAGACUUCACACCCCUCCAGGGGUGGUGUUAGAUAACCCACCACCAGGGUCCUAUGAAGUCGGGAUUUCCUAUGACUCAACACAAGGUCGUGUUCUAUACAGUAACGCCCAGAGAACGAACAAGAACACUAAGAAAAAGGGAGCGUUUUUAUCCUCGUCUGAUCGAUUCCAUGGACAGCGUCAAGUCAUGUCGGAAGAAGGAGAUCCUGGGCCGGGCCAAUACGAAUUAAAAGACGGCUCGGCCCGAGGAGGUCUAAUGACGACCAGGGAACAAAGAUUUAAAUCAUCAAGAAAUGAAAAUCCAGGCCCAGGGAGCUAUGAGCUGAGUCCAUUACAGAUGCAUUCUAUGCUCAGGGGAACAUUCAAUGCCACCUUAAACAAUCCUGUAGCGAUGUCCUACGACGAUGGCUUAGAACGGAGAUCACCUUCCAAGCAAGCUUUCUUACUGGGUGUCUGAGGAGGAAUUUUUCUCUUUUUUUUCUGUUCCAGUGAGUUUGAUGUUGCUUGGGAAUCAUCUUGUAUUCACAGAAAAUAAGAUAUUUUUCAGAGACCAUCGGUAAGGGAAGUGCUCAUGUGAAGUCGUGAAGGUUUGAAGCUGGGCGCCUAUACUUUGUUGUAAAUAUCAUUUAAGAGAAUUAGUGGCGUUAGUGAGUAGGAAUAAAAAUUCAUAUAUUGUUCUUCUGAAUACAAAAGGCUCUUACUUAAUGAGAAGAAAUUUAAAAAAUACUCUUUAAGUGUGAAGUAGCAAAUUUUAUCGCUUCUCCCUGAACUUCACGCUCUUUUCUUAUCUGCUUCCACUCCAAUAUCAGAGAAUGCUCCUACAUCUGUUUUAUUUAUGUUUGGCGAUAUUUUCCUCUCGGUCGAAGAGAAACCCCGGCUCGAAAUUUGCUGCUCGACUCCAAAGUCGAUCUCAGUGUUCAGUCGAGCGAGUACCACGUGGUCUCUAUAUUGACUUGUUUGUCAGAAAUGGAAGAUAACCUACGUCAUCGAUUUUCUCUUUGUAAAGGAUAUCAUGCAGAAAUAUUCGAUAAGUGAUGGGCUCCUGUCGAUAAUCAAUGUAGUUUCCCGCGAGAAAACAGUAGGUCAACAUUGAACAUAUUUUGAGGCGAACCCCUUGCGAUAACGAUUUUUGCAGCUUUGUAACACGUGCUACAGUGAAAACAAGCGUAACUGCAAGCCGAGGACAGUUAUUUAUCUAUUCAUACUUCACGACAUCUGGAACCUAAAGUGACUACUACCCCUCCCCCCACCUCGGCAUAGACGCAUGACCGCCGCGUGACGAUCACAUGCUUCAUUAUUGACUGCUCGGUGACGGUUAUAAUACAACGCUCAUCGCUUCGUGAUAGCUCUUUUCGAGUAAGCAGUCUAACGCGUUGUGUUCUCUUCGCCUCGAUUGCAUUAGUCUGCGAUCGAUUGAAAGCCUGAAGCCAAAUUGGGACAGACGAACCUCCACGAUUUGUCUAAAAUCCGCAAUCAUAUUUGAACUUCGCAAUGGGCCUUGCUUACCUUAGAGUCUCUAUGGCUCACUGGUAAAGCAUCGGAGCGCGGAAUCCGAAAGGUCCGAUUCCUCAUGGGGACUCAGAAUUUUUUCUUUGUCCCACGCUCGUGACUAGAUGAAAACACAUCUUUCUCUAUCCACGAUCUAGUUGUCAGAAACCUGCGUUCCUUUUGUCCCAAAUAUUACCGGAGAGACAGUGAGUAACGAAGCAGCUCUUUCGAUUAAACCAGGUGGCAAUAUUCCGCUUCCAAUAUAAAAUCAUUUUGAAACCUUAGUUCUAUAUAGAAGCAUAGAAAUAGAUGUUAAUCGAAUCGAUUUCUCCGCACCAGUAGUGUAUUUACUUCAAACAUUCAACUCUGAGAAGCUUUUGACGUUGACAUUUUAAUAGUGUCAAGACAUUCUCUCCCAUCCAAAUCAUGCGACAAGAUCACAUGUGGAUUAGAGUUCAAACUCCAAGUAGCUGGUUGCUGGAAACUGGACACGAAUUUCCGGAGAAACAUCAAGCUGCGAGGGAAAGGAUUCGUGUUUUGUUACAUGUCACGCAAGCUCCGUCGUAAUUAUUAACGAAAGACUUUAAAUUCCGCGUCAGAGGGGUUCUACACAAAUUCAACUGAAAAUGACAUAUGAAGAAUGGUCUCCGUGGCUUUCAUCCACCUCGUAAAGGUUCUGGCCAUUACUUAAGGGAACACAAAUCUCAUGGAGACAAUUCCCUGGAGUGACGUGAUAAUUGUGGAAAUUUGACAACCCAGAGAAAGAACGUUGAUUAUUUUGCUAUUGUUUAAUUCAAUAGCGUCUAUUAUUCCUCCAUUGAUUUCUACAUGUGUGGGCUUUCACGCAACUUUAUCCACUGAAAAUACGAAAAUCCUACCGACCUUAGCCGUGAUCGCAUUUACUAAGGAGCAUUUAUCCAACGUUUCCACCGUUUGCGUGUAAUAUUCCUCAUGAUAUCAUGACACGAAAGGCAGUCUCCUUUCAUGAAUAAAACAAAAGCGUUUAAAUCAACUGAUGCAAACCGCCCGAGCAAUUGUUCCCUCAAGACAAUGAAAUGGAUGGAAGUCAUGCAAGGUCAACCUGGAAUUCUUAAAAAAAAAAAAAAAAAAA